This is a messenger RNA of Eriocheir sinensis (Chinese mitten crab), 2222 nucleotides long. Its product is annotated as peroxiredoxin-like 2A. Lineage: Eukaryota; Metazoa; Arthropoda; Malacostraca; Decapoda; Varunidae. The record is from RefSeq and is a predicted model, not a curated record. The transcript has 5 exons.
GCCCGAGCAGACCAGUGUUGAGCGGCGUACCGGACGGACGAAGAGAGCUGGACGGCGACUGCUCGGAGACGGACAGCGAGAGAGGCGAACGUGUUUAACUGAAAGGCCGCGAGUGCUUACGCCCGUGUUCCUGUAUCUGGAUUAUCGUUAUUUUCCUUCCUUCCGGUGCUGUGAAAUUUGCAACACAAAUAAAACUCGCUCGCUCGGGCACCAUCGGGCAGUAUGUCCCUUUCCGUCAUGGUGGGCAACUGGCCGUGGCUCCUGACGGGGGCUCUGACGGGCUUCCUAGCUUAUUGCAACCGGCCUCUGCAAUGGACCUCAACCCCACAGCGCGCCACGACGGAGUGGCUUAACGCGGCGCCCUUGAAGCGGUUGGAUGGCUCGGGGAAGGACCUGCUUGGCCUGGACCUGUGGAGGGAGCGAGGGGCGGUGGUCAUGGCUGUGAGGCGGCCUGGAUGAUCCUUGUGUAGGGAGGAGGCACAGGCCCUCUCCAGCCUCAAGGAACACUUUGAGGCCAAGAGAGUCCCCCUGUACGCUGUCCUCCACGAAGAGCUCGGCGCCGAAGAGUUCAGGAACUUCUUCGACGGCGAGCUGUUCCUUGACGUGGAGCGGAGGUUCUACGGCCCCGAGGAGCGCCGCAUGCUGUUGACGGGGAUGCUGCGGUGGAGUGUAUGGAGCAACCUGCGGCGUGCCAGCAACAAGGGCGUGGAGGGCAACCUGAAGGGGGAUGGAUCGCUGCUGGGGAGCGUGUUUCUCCUGGGUCCAGGCAGCCAGGGCGUUCUGUAUGAGCACCGUGAGAGGGAGUUUGGGGAGCAUCACAACUCCACCGAACUCCUGGAGGCGCUGACGAAGAUAAAGACGCCAUCCGCUGAAGACUAAACGUGUGUGUGUGUGUGUGUGUGUGUGUGUGUGUGUGUGUGUGUGUUAUCCAGGAAUAGUAUCAGUAUUUCAUAGUAUUCCAUUCUUUUCGUUUGUUUUGAUGUGUUUCUUGUCGUUAUUUCGUAGUUUUUGAGUCAUACGAAUGUGGUCUGCUGUAGGGUCCUGUUCUGGUCAACCCAUGGCAAGUAUAGAAGUGCCGUGUGUGUUAAGGGUAGCUAGUCAUUCAUUCAGUUAUAUCGCGCCGUUUCGUUCUUAUGGGUAUUGUUCAGUGUUUGGGGUCACUCGGAUACGUUAUAGACAAGGGCCAGAAUUUACCUUUCCUGGGCGGUCAAAAAAAGGGAUACUGUGUCAUGUUCUGAUUCCUGGCCACUAACCUUUUUUCAAACUACUUAACUUCACCUAAACAUCAACCUACCCUCAUUUAACGGUAACCUACUAGCCCCCUUAAGUAAACGAUAACAUAGCCUCCUUAUUAAAUAGCAACACUUCUAUAAAUGGUAGCCUAUCCCCCUGAAAUAAAUGGUUGCCGAUCUCCUCAUACAAAAUGGUAACAGCCCACUUAUAGAGAUGUUAACUUUCCCCCCUUAUCAAAUACUAACACUUAUCUUCUAUAAAUGGUAACCUAGCCCUUUCAAAUAUAUGGUAAACCUAUCUUUUCAUAUAUAAUGCCAACGUAGCCCUUGCAUAUAUAAUGGCCUAACCCCCUUAUUAAAUUUUACCUUCUUAUAAAAUGGUAACUCCGCUCCCUUAUAUAAAGAGUCUAGCCCCCCUUCAGAUAAACAGUAAUCAAGCCUCCCCCCUACACACACACACCGACUGCCCCAUAACGCCCAGGUAAGGUACAUAUCAGCCUUAUUAUAAUUAUCAGUGAGUAAGGAUCCCCGUGGUCUGCCGGGCUGUGAUUUCCAAGGUAGGACGGAGGCAUAGGUAAAGAUAGGCAUUCUGGUAGCUAUUUUCCAUAUACCUCGUCCCUAUGUAUUAGUGUGUGUGUGGAGUGUGUGUCCGUGUGUGUCUAUUUAUCGUAUAUACGUUGAUGUGAGUUUGUGUUUUGUUAUGAUUUGAGAGGUUGGGGGCAGUGUGUGUGUGUGUGUGUGUGUGUGUGUUGGGAGUCGCAGUGCAGUUCUCAGUCUUAAGUGCAGUGAAGGCCGCUACAUAAACUCAAUUGAGGUGUUACGGCUGGAAGAAACUUGAGACGAGGAGCUGCCACAUCGCUACCCUCCACUACGCACCACCACCACCGCCAUGCACCUCCAGCACGCGUUGAGGCGGCGAGGGACGCACAAAUACCCAAGCAGUCCCUCGUCCCCGCCAAUAAAGACAUACCAAUAAAAUCCGUCUUUGUA